CAUGGCAAUGUUAAUUUAAUAUGAAAUUUUAUGUUGUAUACUGUUGUUAAGGUCCAUAUGUCCUAAUCUGCUCGUAUUGUGUGGUAGUUUUCACACUGGUGCUUUCGCUAGCUGGUUAACUAGCUUGCUGAGUUUGCUAGCAAAGAGUUAUCGGACCAUCAUCCAGGCAAGGAAAAUGGCUUGUGAGCCUAACCGAGCGCGUUUAUUAUGCAUGCUUUCAUUGACUUUUGGAUUUUUCAUUGUGGAGGUGGUAGUUAGCCGGAUAACGGCGUCCCUAGCAAUGCUGUCGGACUCCUUUCAUAUGCUAUCAGAUGUCAUAGCAUUGGUUGUGGCUCUGGUCGCCGUGCGAUUCGCGGAGAAGACACAAGCUACUAAUAAGAACACCUUCGGAUGGAUCCGAGCGGAGGUAAUGGGUGCCCUGGUUAAUGCUGUUUUUCUUACCGCUCUCUGCUUCACCAUCAUUUUAGAGGCAAUUGAGCGAUUCACGGAGCCGCAUGAGAUUGAAAAACCUCGGGUAGUAAUUGGGGUUGGGGCGGCGGGACUGCUUGUGAACCUACUCGGUCUUUGCCUGUUCCACGGGCACGCAGGAGGUGGACACGGCCACUCUCACGGAGGUCACUCUCACGGAAAUAAGAAAAACAAGAGGGGGAAAAUGUCGAAGUUCGAAAAGCCACCCGGCAGUUCUUCGGGCGAGGAGACCAACAACUUGGUGGGCAAUCACAGCACCAGUCCGAAUGGCGUAAUUACGGAGAGGCGAGUGAGACGUGAGGUUUCUCGUGAGGACAGUCUGGAGGUGCAGAUGAACGGGAACGCCCCUUACGAGGAACUGGAGAACGCCCACGACUCCGCCUCCCAGCUGAACAUGCGCGGCGUCUUUCUGCACGUGCUGGGCGACGCCCUGGGCUCGGUCAUCGUGGUGGUCAACGCCCUCAUCUUCACCUUCGUGUGGCAGCCGUGCGAGGCCGGCGCGCCUUGCGUCAACCCCUGCACCAACAGCCACUGCACCGACCACCAGCACGUCAACCACACCCUGCUGGGCCUGAUGGAGGGCGACGAGCCUAACGCCACGGACCCGGGGGGCCUCGGCCUGACGCGGGCGGGGCCCUGCUGGGUGCUGUACCUGGACCCGACGCUCUGCAUCAUCAUGGUCUGUAUCCUCCUCUACACCACGUACCCGCUGCUCAAAGAGUCCGCCCUCAUCCUGCUGCAGACCGUGCCCAAGCAGAUCGACAUGCACCGGCUGAACGAGCGCCUGCGCGGCGUGGACGGCGUCCUGGCCGUGCACGAGCUGCACAUCUGGCAGCUGGCGGGCAGCCGCAUCAUCGCCACGGCGCACAUCAAAUGCCACGACCCCGCCACCUACAUGGACGUGGCCAAGCGCAUCAAAGGCUUCUUCCACGACGAGGGCAUCCACGCCACCACCAUCCAGCCCGAGUUCGUCACCGUCAACUCCGAGUCCCGCGGCUCGCUCUGCGAGCUGUCCUGUCGGACGCAGUGCGCCCCCAAGCUCUGCUGCGGCGCCGUUGACGCCGGCAAACAGACGGCCGCCGGCGCCGAGGGGAGAGUCGCCGCGGCAACAGCCGCGGUUCCCGCGACGACCCUGGAGGUCAUCAGCGAAUCACAGGAAAACGCGAACAAGGAUCAGAUGCCCAACGUUCAGGUGGUGGUGCGGUCUGAGCCCCAGGUGAUGGUGACGAGAGAGGUGGAGUCAUCGCUGUGAGA
Chanos chanos (milkfish) is the source of this 1722-nucleotide messenger RNA. It is a transcript of the gene slc30a1a, whose product is annotated as solute carrier family 30 member 1a. Gene Ontology annotation, biological process: zinc ion transmembrane transport; intracellular zinc ion homeostasis; detoxification of zinc ion. The coding region runs from base 176 to 1720 and encodes 514 amino acids. The record is from RefSeq and is a predicted model, not a curated record. Gene Ontology annotation, cellular component: endoplasmic reticulum; Golgi apparatus; membrane. The transcript is spliced from 2 exons. Gene Ontology annotation, molecular function: calcium channel inhibitor activity; zinc ion transmembrane transporter activity. NCBI's taxonomy places the organism in Eukaryota, Metazoa, Chordata, Actinopteri, Gonorynchiformes, Chanidae.